AUGACCAAGUUGCCCCACCCAGGCUCAGCAGUUGUGGCGCACAGGCUUAGUCUCCCAAAAGAGGAAGAAGAGGAGGAAAUGGCAGCUUCUCAGGGAUGGUUGACAUUCCGGGAUGUGGCCAUAGACUUCACUCAAGAGGAGUGGGAAUGCCUGGACCUCGGUCAGCGGGAAUUGUACAGGGACGUGAUGGUAGAGAACUAUAGGAACCUGGCCUGCUUGGGUCUUAUGGUCUCUAAGCCAGAUUUGGUCACCUUUCUGGAGCAAAUGCAGGAUCUCAGGAAUAUAAGGAGAAUGGAGACAGUAGGCAUAUACCCAGCUAUGUCUCCUCAAGACACCCAGGAUUUGAUGCCAAAGAAACCAAGGGUAGAAGAUUUGAUCCCAAAAGCAAACCUAGGAAUAUAUGAAAGAUUUCACCUCAGAAACUUGCAAUUAAUGAAAGACUCAGAACAUACAAAGGCAUGUGAAAGACAGAGAGGAUGUUUAUAUGGACAUAAAAAAAUUGAGACAGUUACAGAUAAUGCAGACAUUACUGCAAAAAGAAAUGAGCUACAUGAGUCAAACUGGGGGAAACACCCAUUUCAGUCUUCAACAUCUGCUGAGAAGUGUAAGUUUUUCAGAAAAAAUUUACAUCGUUUUUUGAAACAUACUUUUUCUCUGAAAGGAAAUGUGGAAAAUCUGGAAGGUCCUCCAGUCUCUACUGUAAAUACUCAUUCAAACCGCUCUGAGCAUAGGCUUCAAUUAAACAUACAUUUAAAUAUGUCUGAAAACCAGAAAUUUAAAAAUGUUGGGGAAAACUCACAAUGUCAUCAGUUUGAGGGAUCUGUGAGCAGAAAGUCAUUAUUCUUCCACCAACAGAUAUUUUCUCUCUAUUCCAAGGUGUAUAAUGUUGAUGAUAAUGGAAGAGAUAUAAUCCAACCAUCAUUGUUCAAUACAUCCCAUGAUAUCGUUAAUACGGAAGAACUAUCCAUGUGUAAUAAAAUGAGUCAGACCUUAAGUAAGAGCUCCAGCUCCAAUAAUUACACAAUUAUUUACGAUGGAGUGAAGGUCUAUUCACGCAAUGAAACUGGGCAUAACUUUGAACACGACUCAAACUUUCUGGAACAUCAGGGAGCUCACUCUUCACACAAGGAUUGUAAAAGUAAUAAAUGUAGGAAUAUCUUUUAUCAAGCAUCAGGUCUUCCUCUAAAUAAGAGUAUUCAUAAUGGAGAGAAAACUUACAGUUGUAGUGAAUAUGGUAAAGUUUCUAAUCAGUCUUCAAAUCUUAUUCAACAGCAGAGGAUUCAGAAUCCGCAGAAACAAUACAAGUGUAAUAAGUGUGGGAAAGUCUUUAGUAACUCAUCUAAUAUAAGUAAACAUAGGAAAAUACAUUCAGGAAGGAAACCUUUCAAGUGUACAGAAUGUGCCAAAGCCUUUAAUCAGAGUUCAAAUCUUAGCCAGCAUCAACAAAUCCAUACUGGCAGGAAACCUUAUAAAUGUGCAAAGUGUGGCAAAGCCUUUAAUCAAAACUCAAAUCUUACUCGACACCAGCGAACUCAUACUGGAGAGAAACCUUAUAAAUGUAAGGAUUGUGGCAAAGCCUUUAGCCGGCGCUAUGGUCUUACUCAACACCAGCGAACUCAUACUGGAGAGCGACCUUAUAAAUGUAAAGAGUGUGGAAAAGCCUUCAAGAAAAACUCAAAUCUUACUCAACACCAGCGAAUUCAUACUGGAGUGAAACCUUAUAAAUGUGAGGAUUGUGGCAAAGCCUUUAGCCACCGCUAUGGUUUUACUCAACAUCAGUUAAUUCAUACUGGAGAGAAACUUUAUAAAUGUAAAGAAUGUGGAAAAGCCUUUAGUCAAUCCUCAACACUUACUAAACACCAGCGAAUUCAUACAGGAGAGAAACCUUAUAAAUGUAAAGAAUGUGGAAAUGCAUUUAAUAAAAGGUCAACUCUUACUAAACACCAGCGAAUUCAUACUGGAGAGAAGCCUUAUAAAUGUAACGAUUGUGGCAAAGCCUUUAGCCAGCGCUAUGGUUUUACUCAACAUCAGUUAAUUCAUACUGGAGAGAAACUUUAUAAAUGUAAAGAAUGUGGAAAAGCCUUUAGUCAAUCCUCAACACUUACCAAACACCAGCGAAUUCAUACAAGAGAGAAACCUUAUAAAUGUAAAGAAUGUGGAAAAACUUUUAAUCAAAAUUCAAAUUUUACUCAACAUCAGAGAAUUCAUACUGGAGAGAAACCUUAUAAAUGUAAAGAUUGUGGCAAAGCCUUUAGCCAGCGCUAUGGUUUUACUCAACAUCAGUUAAUUCAUACUGGAGAGAAACUUUAUAAAUGUAAAGAAUGUGGAAAAGCCUUUAGGGAUUCCUCAACUCUUACUAAACACCAGCGAAUUCAUACAGGAGAGAAACCUUAUAAAUGCAAAGAUUGUGGCAAAGCCUUUAGGCACAGCAGUCAUCUCGCUAUCAGGAAAGUUAUUCAUACUAAGGAGGAACACUGCAAGUGGAAUAAAUGUGGGAAAGCCUUUCCUCAAUUAUCAAAUCUAAACAGACACAGGAAAACCCACACUGGAGGGAAACCUAACCAAUACACAGAAUGUGGCAAAACCUUUAGCAAGCCCUCCAGUCUUACUCAACAUCUCACAGUUCAUACUGCAGAGAAGACUUGCAAGUGUACAGAAUGUGGCAAAGCCUUUACUCGCAGUUCAGACCUUAAACGACAUAGGCGAAUCCAUACUGGGGAAAAACCAUAUAAAUGUCAGAAUUGUGGGAAAGCCUUUAACCAAAGUACGGCACUUACUCGACAUCAACGAAUCCAUACUGGAGAGAAACCAUACAAGUGUAAAGAGUGUGGCAAAACUUUUAUCAGUCGCUCAAGACUUACUCAGCAUCAGAAAAGUCAUACUGGGGAGAAACUAUACAACUGUACAGAAUGUGGCAAAGCCUUUACCAGGUGUUCACAUGUUACUCAACAUCAGCUAAUUCAUACAGGAGAGAAGCCUUAUAAAUGUACAGACUGUGGCAAAGCCUUUACUCACAGUUCAGACCUUAAUCGACAUAGGCGAAUCCAUACUGGGGAAAAACCAUAUAAAUGUCAGAAUUGUGGGAAAGCCUUUAACCGAAGUACGACACUUAUUCGACAUCAGCGAAUCCAUACUGGAGAGAAACCACACAAGUGUAAAGAGUGUGGCAAAACUUUUAUCAGUUGCUCAAGACUUACUCAGCAUCAGAGAAGUCAUACUGGGGAGAAAUUAUACAACUGUACAGAAUGUGGCAAAGCCUUUAAUCAGACUUCAAACCUUAAUAAACAUAGGCGAAUUCAUACUGGGGAGAAACCAUACACAUAUGAAGAAUAUGACAAAGCUUUUAAUUGCUACUCAAACCUUACUCGUCAUAAAAUAAUUCAUAGCACCAAAUAA
This is a messenger RNA of Capra hircus (goat), 3396 nucleotides long. RefSeq names its product zinc finger protein 845 (gene ZNF845). The record is from RefSeq and is a predicted model, not a curated record. Gene Ontology annotation, biological process: regulation of DNA-templated transcription. The transcript has 7 exons. Bases 1 to 3396 code for a protein of 1131 amino acids. NCBI's taxonomy places the organism in Eukaryota, Metazoa, Chordata, Mammalia, Artiodactyla, Bovidae.